AUAUUCUCGCGGGAAGGGCCUUAAAACUUCGCAGUGUGUGCUGUUGUGUAUUAACGAAAGGCUGAUGACCCGAGAGAAUAAGGGCGCUUAGUAAAGAGCCAUCGUAAUAACUACUGGAAGGAGAGUAGAAAGUCUGUUUACUACCGUGGUAUUUUUUUUUGAACAGUUAUUGGGCCGAAGAUCUUCAGGUGGGGGGGGGGGAGAUGACGAACUUUCUACGGUAUAUAGCUGCAGAGGUUAAAUCCGUACACGUGGUUUGUUUCCCAAAAAUGUGUAGUUCUUUAUAUUUUUAAAUAAGUAAAUGCACGCAUUUUUUUGCUUUACAAUUUGAAAACAUUUCACUUAUGUAACUAGACAAUGUUUAGUAAAAAACGACAACCCAUCUUUCUUAAAAACCUGAUCUUAUUUUGUAGUUAACCCAGGCCUACUAAGUCACAAACUAGUUUUGAAAUGCACAAAAGUUUCAACAGUGGUUUAUUGCAACCUGGGUAUGGGACAAGGUCUCUUUAGAGAAUUAUACCUGAAUUUGUUUGUGUGAAUUGUAGAUUACUGUGCUAAGUCUUAUGGUGGAUUAUGAUAUGUUGGAGAUAUUGCUUCUGAAAAUGCAUUAUCUAUAUGGUUUUGUUUUAAUUAACUGUUUGGAUUCUACACUAAAAGGCCAGAUUGCCAAAAAGCAAAACUAAUAUUUAAUUGGCCAGAUCAGUAUAUCUUUAAUAGAUGGAAAAUAAAUAUCUCUGCUCUGUAUGUGUGUGAGUGUGAUGUGAUAUAUAUAUAUAUAUAUAUAUAAACUACAGUGUAGUUUAACCUAAGAAAGGCUUUUAAGCAAAUACCAUCAGAGUUCUGACUUCCUUGUUACCAGACUAAAUCUGUAUAUUUUAAUAUUCCUGUUUACUUGAAUAAUUUUAGUUAUAUUGCCUGGGAUAUUUGAAUUGCUCUGUUUGGACUACAUCAUUUUUUAAUUUUCAAAAACAUUUUGAAGCAUUUAUAUUAUAACAUUUUUAUUAUAAUUUUUAAUUUAUAAUACUUGCACAUAGAACUUAUGCUUUCUGUUAAAAUUAUAACUAAUACUGUAAAAAAAAGAUAUUGGACUGAUACAGUACUGGGUAAAUACUAUUCUCUAUGAGAAUAUUAUUUAAUUGUAUCUCAUGCUAAUUAUAAUACUGCUAGCUUUUUUUGCUGGGCUGUUUUUACUAUAGUGAAAGCCAGCAUUUCUAACAGUCCUUUUCUUCCCAUAUUUCCAUGAAUACCUGACAUUUCUUUGAAGUGCUUGAGAAGUUCUUAAAUUUAUUUUUGAACUGCUCUAUAAUAUAGCACAGUAUCUAUGCCUAGUGUACUAUAGCGCUAUAGGCCUAUUUCAACAUCUUUAAAAAUUGUAAUUCAUAAUGUUUAUUAAUCAGAUUACCUUAUGGAACUUUUAUAUGUUCAAACAAAGAAAUAGAAUACAUUUUUAGAAAAGACUUGGGUGGGAGUGGGGGUUAAUAAGUUCUGUUCUUUCCAUAUAUAAAAUGGCAGAUCUUCCAAUACUGUUUUUGUUUGAGGAUAGGUUUCCCUCAAUGUGAGUUUGCUAAAUUGUCUGGUGUCAAACUCUGUAGUAUUCAUUUAAAAGUCACAUUCCCCUAUCCCAUGCUGUUUAUUCGCCAUAUUACUUAGGACAGUGUUGAAAAUAUUUUAAAGUUCAAGUGUACUUUAUUUAAACCUAAAAUGUAGCAUGAGAAGAUCACAAUUUGUUACUUGUACAAGUACUAAAACUUAAGCAGUAUUUUUCUGCAAAUAGUUAUAUUUUCAUCCAAAUAUCAAGAGCUGGGAUAUUUGCUGGGUUUAGUUGCUCAUUUUCCAACAGGCUUAUGACCUUUGGAUUCUUAAUAAGUUGUGUUGCAACUUAUUGAUUUGUGUAGUCAUAUUUAUUCUUACUAUCAUUUCUACUAUCUAAUAUGCCAGUAUGAAGUUAUUUGAUACAGAUUUAAUCAAUUGCUGGACAUAAUUUGAAAGUGUAUCCCUAAUUUUAUUUCUGUGACAUGCUUAGAAAUGUUUUCUACACAGUACUGCUUCUUUUCUCUUCCUAUAGGGCUGUGAAUGUUUAAUGGGACAUUCUGGAUGAUGAUACUUAAAUACAGGAUUUUUGAAGAUAUUGCUUUCUACAUAGCAGUAGCAGUUAUAUAUUCUGGUAGAUAUUUGUUUCAGAGGUAGAUAAUAUAUGAGCACAGUAGUUCUAUAAAUUGAGUAUCAUGUCACAGAAGAUGAUCGUCUGAGGCAACUUUAAUAUUUCUUUCAUUACAUUGGAUUCUACAUUUAUUGAAAGUUUUCCUGAGAAAUUCUCUCAUUCAACUUAAAUGGCAAAUUUAUAGCAAUAUGCAGCUAUUUGGAUCCAAAGUAGAUAUGAAUCUUCAAAUGUAAAAAGGCUUGCUGGUGCCUUCACAUGGGGUUUCUUGUGCCUUUUUAUGGGCCUCACAAUGACCAUAAAGUAUUUGUUUACUCAAAUAUGUAUUUUCCUAGGAGAUGCUAAUGAAUACUUUUCAUGUCCCCACAUUUCUUCAAAUGUGUCGCUCACUUUGGAUCCAAAUAACUCUGCAACCCUGCAGAUUUUAUAAUCACUUUGGUAUAUGUGUAAUAUGCAUUUUUAGUUUUUGGAAAAGGUGAAAAAUUGUUACAGCAAUUUUUACAAAUUGUUAACAGUAAAGUGUUAUAAUAGUUUGAAAUAGUACAUUGUAUAGGAGAUCUGAAUAGAAAUAUAAUUGUUGCUGUAACUGGUGACAAAUCUUUUCAUAUUUCCUGAAUUCAAUAAUGAGCAUGCAUUUCAUCAUAUAUUCUGUCUUUACACUAUUUUCUCAAAAGGUAGUAGUAAAAAGCAAGAUAAUAUGUACAUCUGUAUUUCAAUUUCCAUACUUGGAAAUUCUAGUUUCAUCUUAUAUAUAGUAAUUGCCACUUGUAACCUUUUCAUUUCACUGAAGUAUUUGGUCAUAAUUGUUAUGACAAACUUGGAAGCUUAUAUUACAAGUUUGCAUUUGAGAAUCUAUACUAAUUCCAUACAAGUGGUUAUUAAGAUAGCUUGACUAAUCUGUUUCGAAUUUUUGACCCAAGGAGUCAAUGAUUCAUGGCAGAUUUCGGGGAAUUAGGAAAUCAUCAAAUUCAUGAGGAACUUCCAAUCUGAAGCUCUAAUGAGCUUUUUUCCAUCAUAGGGAUGUUUCUCCCACACCUUGGAGGUAAGGCAGUAGCAUCACAUGAAUUACAUUUGAAAUAAAUUUCAAGGAAAUAUGUUAGAUGAAUAGACUCUUCGAGUAAGGAACCAUUUAGACUUCACCAAAAGUGAUAAUGAAGAUUCAUUUUGUUUACUUAGAAGAACAUACAUGUAUCACCGCCAAGAGCACAGUUUCACAAAUCCCAGUGGUUAAGGAUAGUAACUUGAUUAGACUUAAAAAAUCAUUAUCUACUUUCAGUACAGGAUUUUUAUGAUCUGUUUAGGAGCUGUAUCCUUUGCAUUGCUUGCCCAUGAUUAAAAUUUAGGUUUGGUAUAGAACAAAGAAGCUGACUUUCUAUACCACAGUUGCAAUAUGAGCUACAUUUAGCAAUAAUUAUGUGAAAUCUACAGUGAGAAAUUCAUAAAUUAUAAAAUCAUAAAUUCAUUUUAAAAAAGUUGUGUAGCAUACAUGUUUCUGAAGUACUUUCUAAGGUAGGAAUUAACUCAUUCUUUGAGAGAAAAGUAUUAAAUACAUGGAUAGGUUCAGUUUAGAUGUACUUAGUGCAUAGUUAUAGAACAACAUCCUUCGGAAAUGUGGUACCACUAAAUCUUAAAUUGAUCACAAAUACAGAAGUAGAUUCUUGACUAAAGGAUGUUAUUUUUUUCUAGGUGCCCUGAAAAAUGGCUGAUGAUAUUGAUAUUGAAGCAAUGCUCGAAGCCCCCUUUAAGAAGGAUGAGAACAAAUUGAGCAGUGCCAAUGGACAUGAAGAACGAAGUAAGAAGAGGAAAAAAAGCAAGAGCAGAAGUCGUAGUCAUGAUAGGAAGAGAAGUCGCAGCAAGGAGCGCAAACGAAGCCGUGAACGUGAAAGGAAAAAAAGCAAGAGUCGAGAAAGAAAGCGCAGUAAAAGUAAAGAACGGAGACGUAGCCGUUCAAGAAGCAGAGAACGCCGAUUCAGAGGCCGUUACAGAAGUCCCUAUUCUGGUCCAAAGUUCAAUAGUGCCAUGAGAGGAAAAAUGGGCUUGCCACACAGCAUGAAAAUAAGCAGACGUCGAUCUAGGAGCAAAAGUCCUUUCAGAAAAGACAAAAGCCCUGUAAGAGAGCCUAUUGAUAAUCUUACUCCAGAGGAACGGGAUGCUCGAACAGUAUUCUGCAUGCAGCUUGCAGCAAGAAUUAGGCCAAGAGACCUGGAAGAAUUUUUCUCUACUGUAGGAAAGGUCCGUGAUGUACGCAUGAUAUCAGAUAGAAAUUCAAGACGUUCAAAAGGAAUUGCUUAUGUAGAAUUUGUUGAUGUCAGCUCAGUUCCUUUGGCCAUUGGAUUAACUGGACAGCGAGUGUUGGGAGUGCCAAUUAUUGUACAAGCAUCUCAGGCAGAGAAAAACAGAGCAGCAGCAAUGGCUAAUAACUUACAAAAGGGAAGUGCAGGCCCCAUGAGACUCUAUGUAGGCUCGUUACAUUUCAAUAUAACUGAAGAUAUGCUUCGUGGAAUCUUUGAACCAUUUGGCCGGAUUGAAAGCAUUCAGCUAAUGAUGGACAGUGAAACUGGGAGGUCCAAAGGAUAUGGAUUUAUUACUUUUUCAGACUCAGAAUGUGCUAAAAAGGCCUUGGAACAAUUAAAUGGAUUUGAAUUGGCAGGUAGGCCAAUGAAAGUAGGACAUGUGACUGAACGUACAGAUGCAUCCAGUGCCAGUUCAUUUUUGGACAAUGAUGAAUUGGAAAGGACUGGAAUAGAUUUGGGAACAACUGGUCGUCUUCAGUUGAUGGCAAGACUUGCUGAGGGUACAGGUUUGCAGAUUCCUCCAGCUGCCCAGCAAGCACUGCAAAUGAGUGGAUCAUUAGCAUUUAGUGCUGUAGCAGAUUUACAGACAAGACUUUCUCAGCAAAGUGAAGUCUUGGCUGCGGCUGCUUCUGUACAACCACUUGCAACACAAUGCUUUCAGCUGUCCAAUAUGUUUAACCCUCAAACUGAAGACGAAGCUGGCUGGGAUACAGAAAUUAAAGAUGAUGUGAUUGAAGAAUGUAACAAGCAUGGAGGUGUUGUCCACAUUUAUGUAGACAAAAAUUCAACUCAGGGCAAUGUGUAUGUCAAAUGCCCUUCAAUAGCUGCAGCAAUUGCAGCUGUCAACGCAUUACAUGGAAGAUGGUUUGCAGGUAAAAUGAUCACAGCAGCAUAUGUUCCUCUUCCGACAUACCAUAAUCUUUUCCCAGAUUCUAUGACUGCAACCCAGCUCUUGGUUCCAACUCGGCGAUGAAGGAGGAUUGAGUCAGUUUUGUACAUAGCUAUUUUUGAAGGAAGACUUGAGUUACCUUUAUUUAGAUGAAAACAAAAGGCAAAAGGUGUAAAGUCCUUUUGUGUACAUUUCCUGUUACCUUUAAAGAAAUAUAUAUAAUAAGCAGGAAUGCUGUGAUUAUUCUCAUGAUUAGCAUUCCCACUGUAAACAAAGCUGACUACUUGUUCUGCCUUGUAAUUCUUGUACAUUUAGACUUUUGGCUAAAGUAUGGUGUAGGAACAGACAUAGGUUAUAGAAAAGAUUUUUUUUCUGCAAAAGAUAGAGAGGACAUUUUUAAUGUUUUGCAAGCCUUCCUUUUAAUGCAGAAGUUGCAUUUUACAUUUAUUAAAAUGUAGAUGCUCUGCUAAAGGUUAAAAUCAGAUUUAACUGGGCAUAUUUAGUGUGUUUUGUAUGGAUUGAAAAUUGAAGAGGCUACUUAACAAUUUUCAGUCAUCUGAUCUGCUCAUGUAAUGUUGAACAGCUGGUAAAAUUGAGAGGAUUAGAAGAUUUUAUUUCUAGAUGGUAACUUUUGAUUGUCUCUGUAAAAGUUUCUUGUAAAUAAGGUGUAAGGUGUGUUUAGAAUUCCAAACAAAGCUAUCUCUGCAUUUCCAGAUUAAAGUUCCAAUGAUUGCAGGGAAUGUACUUAAUUAAAAGUUGAAGUAGGAAAUGCAGGAAUAUAUUUUGUCUGGUUGCAUAUAAUCUCUGCUCUUUUUUAAGCUCUGUGAGCUCUGAAAUAUAUUUUUGGGUUACUUCAGUGUGUUUGACAAAACAGCUUAAUAUUUCUAUCAACAAACAACUUUCAUAUGGCAACAAUCUUUGUAAGAACCACUCAAAUAAAAUUCUCUCAAAGGCC
Messenger RNA from Thamnophis elegans (Western terrestrial garter snake), 6296 nucleotides. It is a transcript of the gene RBM39, whose product is annotated as RNA binding motif protein 39. Bases 3857 to 5425 code for a protein of 522 amino acids. Gene Ontology annotation, cellular component: nucleus. The record is from RefSeq and is a predicted model, not a curated record. Gene Ontology annotation, biological process: mRNA processing. The transcript is spliced from 16 exons. NCBI's taxonomy places the organism in Eukaryota, Metazoa, Chordata, Lepidosauria, Squamata, Natricidae. Gene Ontology annotation, molecular function: RNA binding.